GCAGCCAGGCACGCAGGGACUCUGCCAUGGCACAGGACUACGUGUGGUAUGCAGGCCUUCCUUUCCCUGCCGUGGGUUACAACUCUGAAGUCAUAAAAGCAGCUCAUGAGACGUUGGUGCUGAAGGAUGAGGACAUCCUCACGGUGACCUACCCCAAAUCAGGAACCCACUGGAUGAUUGAGGUUCUCUGUCUGAUUCACACUAAGGGGGAUCCCAAGUGGAUCCGAUCUGAGGUCUUAUUUGACCGCGCCCCUUGGAUCGAGACUGAACGUGGAUACCAAUUAACCAUAGACAGGAAGGAGGGCCCCCGCCUCCUCACCUCUCACCUUCCCAUCCACCUCUUCCCCAAAUCUUUCUUUUCCUCCAAGGCCAAGGUGAUCUAUGUCAUCAGAAAUCCUAAUGAUGUUCUCAUAUCUGGUUAUUAUUUCUGGGGUUUAACAAAGCUGGCUAAGGAAACAGAGUCACUGGAGCAAUAUUUUGAGUGGUUCAUGCAAGGACAUGUGCCAUACGGAUCGUGGUUUGAUCACGUCCGAGGCUGGGUGUCCCUGCGGGAAAAGGAGAACGUGCUGAUCCUCAGUUAUGAGGAGAUGAAAAAGGAACCGAGGAACACGAUAGAGAAGAUCUGCAGUUUUCUGGGGAAGGUACUGGAGCCGGCAGAGCUGGACUUGGUCCUAGAGAACAGUUCCUUCCAGGCGAUGAAGGAGAACAAGAUGUCCAAUCUCAGCCAUAUGCCGGAGGAGCUUAUUCCAGCUGACAUCAAACUCAUCAGGAAAGGUGUUCCGGGGGACUGGAAGAACCACUUCACCCCAGCCCAGACCCAAGCCUUCAAGAAAACCUUCCAGGAGAAGAUGGCGGGACUUCCUGCAGAGCUCUUCCCAUGGGACUAAGCGCAGACUUACUUCUAUGUCUGUGGGGACAAAGA
Messenger RNA from Perognathus longimembris pacificus (Pacific pocket mouse), 922 nucleotides. Its product is annotated as sulfotransferase 2A1-like. NCBI's taxonomy places the organism in Eukaryota, Metazoa, Chordata, Mammalia, Rodentia, Heteromyidae. The transcript has 7 exons. The coding region runs from base 27 to 887 and encodes 286 amino acids. Gene Ontology annotation, cellular component: cytoplasm. Gene Ontology annotation, biological process: sulfation. The record is from RefSeq and is a predicted model, not a curated record. Gene Ontology annotation, molecular function: sulfotransferase activity.